GAGCAUGGAGCGGGGCCUCGUCCUUCUGCUUCCCCUCUGCCUGGGACUUCUGCCCCGCGGCCACGGUCAGGCCCUGGAGGUGGAGCCCCCGGGGCCCGCGGUGGCCGUGGCCCUGGGUGGAUCGCUGCAGCUCACCUGCCGCCUGGCGUGUGCGCGCGGCGCAGCGGCCUCGGUGCAGUGGCGGGGCCUGGACACCAGCCUGGGCGCGGUGCAGUCGGACGCCCGCAGCAGCGUCCUGGCGGUGCGCAACGCCUCGCUGUCCGCGGCGGGCACGCGCGUGUGCGUGGGCUCCUGCGGGCAGCGCACCUUCCAGAGCGCCGUGCAGCUCCUGGUGUACGCCUUCCCGGACCAGCUGAGCAUGUCUCCAGCAGCCCUCGUGCCGGGCCGGGGCCAGGAGGUGGCUUGCACAGCUCACAAUGUCACACCCAUCGACCCCGACGCCCUGUCCUUCGCCCUGCUCCUGGGGGAGAGGGAGCUGGGGGGCGUGCAGGACCUGGGCCGGGAGGAGGAGCCCCUGGAGGAUGAGGACAUGCUGUUCCACGUGACGCAGCGCUGGCUGCUGCCACCCCUGGGGGCCUCCGCGCCAGCUGCCCUCCACUGCCAGGCCACCAUGAAGCUGCCGGGUUUAGAGCUCAGCCACCGCCGGCCCAUCCCAGUCCUACACGGCCCAGCUGCCCUGGAGCCCUCCAGCACAGCCGCCCAGGAGCCCCCCACCACGGCUGCCAUGGAGCCCCCCAGUACGGCCGCCCAGGAGCCCCUCAGCACGGCCGCCCAGGAGCCCCCCAGCACGGCCACCCAGAAACCCCCCACCAUGGCUGCCAUGGAGCCCCCCACCACGGCCACCCAUAAGUCCCCCAGCAUGGCCGCCCAGGAGCCCCCCAGCAUGGCCGCCCAGGAGCCCCCCACCACAGACGCCAUGGAGCCCCCCAGCACGGCCGCCCAGGAGCCCCCCAGCAUGGCCGCCCAGGAGCCCUGCACUAUGGGCACCCAGAGCUCCACCCACUACCCCAGCAGUCCUGGCCCCAGGUCCUGGCCCAGCCUGGCCAGACCCUGCCGCCCAGAGAUCUACCAGCUCCCAGCGCCCACGGACGGCGAGGCCCGCUCGGAGCUGCUGUGCGUGGCGGCCUGUGGCUCGGGCGUGGCUGUGCGCUGGGCCCAGGCCCCCGGUGGCCUGGGGGCCUACGAGAGGCGGGAGGCGGGGCCGCGGGCUUGGCUGACCCCGCUGCAGGCUGGGCGCGCCCCCGAGGGCUGGUUCCGCUGCCGCCUGCACCCUGGGGGUCAGAUGUCCAGCCUCUACGUGGUCCCGGAGAGCCGUGAGUCUGGGUGCUGGGGACCCUGGGAUCAAGGCCUUAGAGAAGGAAAUGCCCUGCUCCAGCCUCAAUUUCCCCCACUGCCCAGUGGGUUUCCCAGAAGAUGGGCAGGUCCUUCUUCAUUUUCAGGGACCUUGUAAACUAAAACCGACAAAUCAAAUGCAGCGCUCGGGCAAUUUUAAACUGUCUAGUAGCCACACUUUUUACAAAAGUGAAAAGAAAUAGGUGGAGGUAAUUUUGACACUGCACCAGAUACAUCUAAAAUAGUAUCAUUGCAGUGUCACUGCAAUGUGUAACCAACAUAAAAAGCUUUAAUGGGAUAUUUUGUAUCCUUCCUCUUUUAAAAUUAAGUCUUCAGAAUGCACCACCGGCUGCAGUUUAGACCAGCCACGGUCCAAAGGCUUAAAAGCCGCGUGUGGCCGCUUGCUUCCAUUGGACCACCCAGCUCUGAACUCCAGGUCCUGGGGAAAUUUCACAAGGCUCGCUGUCAAGCCCGGGGCCGGGGAUUAUGAAUUGCAGAGUAUUUUCUAAAUGGCACGGCCCCCUGACCCGCCCUCCCCGCU
Messenger RNA from Choloepus didactylus (southern two-toed sloth), 1873 nucleotides. It is a transcript of the gene MADCAM1, whose product is annotated as mucosal vascular addressin cell adhesion molecule 1. Gene Ontology annotation, molecular function: integrin binding involved in cell-matrix adhesion. Gene Ontology annotation, cellular component: membrane. Gene Ontology annotation, biological process: leukocyte tethering or rolling; integrin-mediated signaling pathway; positive regulation of lymphocyte migration. The coding region runs from base 5 to 1450 and encodes 481 amino acids. The transcript is spliced from 4 exons. The record is from RefSeq and is a predicted model, not a curated record. NCBI's taxonomy places the organism in Eukaryota, Metazoa, Chordata, Mammalia, Pilosa, Megalonychidae.